ACUGGAGGUCAUGUAAUAAAGUGUGUCGUUGGUCUUGUUGACUAGUUAUCCGUGUAAUCCUAUGGAUACUGCGAAAACAAUACUGUUUUAGUAAUCGCACUGUGCCUCUUGAAUCAGUCAUGUCGCAAGCAUCGUCUGGAUUCACUCCGGGUGCUCAAGUCCCACAUGCGUCCAGUAAGGGUCCUUUUGGGGCUGCUUACAUUCCCAAUGAAGAAGAGAGGCGUGUCUUCAAAGAGUGCAAUUCAGAAAGCUUAUGGUACAGAUCCUUGCCAUUUUCCGCCAUUGCAAUGGGAGUCACUCAGGUAAUGGUAUCAAGAGGAAUACUUGCUCCAUCACCCCGAUUUGGCUCUCUUCCAAAAGUUGCCUUGGCUGGCAUAUUUGGAUACAUUGGUGGGAAAAUGUCUUACAUGAGGGUCUGUCAAGAAAAGUUUAGGAAACUGGAGAACUCCCCACUGGGAGAGGCACUACGACAGGGACGUCUGCCUAACAUGGCUUCUGCGACAAACCAGUCAGAAUUUUCAGAGCUAAACACAUCAGAAUCUCAACAGUCUGGUUCUGAGUCUGUUUCUCAACCUGCAACAGAAGUCAGUUCUAUGCCUGAGAGCUACAGCAGUUACACAAGUGACUAUACCUACAGCAGCCCCUCCCAAUCAUACGACCCCACUCCUUUUAGUUCUGGAUUCAGUGAUUCUGGUCCCGUUAACAUCAGGGAUGAUAAUUCUUCUCAAGCGCCGUUCUAUCCAGAUGAGGAUGUGCCUAAGAAGAAGCCAGUGUUGUAUGAGGAACUGCGUAGCAAGAACAGAGAGAACUAUGAGGUCACUCUCACACAAAAAGCUGAAACACUGCUGAAACCACAAAGAGAGGUGGCGGCACCUAAGGAAGUUAAAAAGAACCAGUAUGGAGAUGCUUGGGAAGAGUAAGAGUGACCUGGAGAAUCAACUGUCUGAAGAGCUCAAGAUCCAUACGCAGUGACUUGUGUGGAGUUGUCACGCCUCGUUCUGCCAGAUCAGACCAAAAGCUGCAAUCAAACGCUGAACUGCUGAAGAUGAUUGUAUUUUAAGGAGCAAAACGUAGUUUGGGAAAUGAUUAAUGCAAACUUGUUAGAAUAAAAAUGCUUUUGAUGGCAUAUGUGGUUUGAAAACAAAUGUUUAUCUUCUUGGCUUCUAGCUUUAAGUGGAUUUAAGCUAAAUCAUUUGAACAAAGUAUCAGUGUUUUAUUGAUUAGAACAUUGUCCAAAUAUGCUUGAGAUUUGUUAAUAAAUAAAUACAAGUACUUUAGAUACGACAUUCUUCAAUAUAAACCCAGGAAAAUGGGGAUGGAAGAAAAGCGUCAAAGUUGAUAUAUCCACUGAAAUUAUAGUCCAGACAACAUUAAAGCUGUGCACAAGUGACGAUUAUGACAGUGUUGUAGGUUAAGACAGUAGAGGUAUUUAGACUUGGACCCAUGAUAAUAAUGACAGCAUUCACUGAUGUUGCAGUUAUUACAGUCAUGUCCUCUGAGCUGGAGAUAAAGAUAUACAUGUUCUGAGGUUUAAAGUCUUUCGUUUUUUUAUUCUUUUGAUUAAGAUUCACAAUUAAAUGUUAAAUUCAAUUAAAACCUGUGAUAAAUGUAAUUCAUUCACUGUACUUUGAAUCCUUGUUUGUGAAGGUAAUUAUGUAUAUAUAUAUAUAUAUAUUUGUUUUGUUUUUUUUGUUGUAAAGGAGUCUGUGAUCUGGAUGACUUCUUUCUGCUGUACAAUAUUAUGAUUCAACUCAAAAGGCAACUCUUUACUGUCAUAAAAUUGAACUGAAACCUC
This is a messenger RNA of Rhinichthys klamathensis goyatoka, 1795 nucleotides long. RefSeq names its product OCIA domain containing 1 (gene ociad1). The transcript has 8 exons. The coding region runs from base 120 to 920 and encodes 266 amino acids. Gene Ontology annotation, cellular component: endosome. The record is from RefSeq and is a predicted model, not a curated record. NCBI's taxonomy places the organism in Eukaryota, Metazoa, Chordata, Actinopteri, Cypriniformes, Leuciscidae.